Messenger RNA from Gamsiella multidivaricata, 477 nucleotides. RefSeq lists its product as uncharacterized. The coding region runs from base 1 to 477 and encodes 158 amino acids. The record is from RefSeq and is a predicted model, not a curated record. Lineage: Eukaryota; Fungi; Mortierellomycota; Mortierellomycetes; Mortierellales; Mortierellaceae. The transcript has a single exon.
AUGGAACAGAACAACAAGGAUGGCGCCAGGCUAAGGGAUGCAGCGAUGUUGGAAGGUCCAAGGCGACGAGAUGCGGAUUCUGAGUCUGACAGUACCACUGCUUCUGAAACUUACAUAACUCACCGUCGGAAACGCAAGGCUCUUGAACACAGACAACUGAUGGAGCAGUUCAUACAACAGACACAGACACAGAUCAUCGAGUCAUCCCGAAGACAAGAAGAGCGUCACAACAACCUGAUGAUGGCUCUGAAUAACAGGAGCACUCAAAUGCAACAGAUGUUGACAAUUCAGUUACAGGAAGGCGAAAUACAAAGACAUGAAAGAGAGCGCGCAGCAGAGGAAAGAGCGCGUGCAGCGGAAGAAAGAGCACGACUACAUACAGUCAGCAACAGACAAGCAGCAGCGUCAGAGGCAUUGUUAGCUACCACCAACAAACAGACAGCAGCAACAGAGGUAACUUCAUCCUCUUCUAAGUGA